AAUCAUCCACAUCCUCAUCAUCAUUCGAAUAUUUCGUUUAUAUUGACAGAAAAUUUUAAUAGUUUAUAUCCUUUAGUGAAUCAACCAUCAUCGACUAUCGAACCACCCCCAUCACCAUCGACAAUCGAUACCGAAAUCGAUAAAGAUAAUGUUGAUAUUAAAAACGUUCGAAUGACAACAACAAUGUCGCCUAUAAUAACAACAACGACGACGACUAUUUCAACAACAACAACAGCAAAUAAAUGUGAAUUUUGGUUAAUAUCAAAUGAAGGAAAUUUAACCAGUUUUGGUGAUCCAUCACAAAAUGUUAAUUGUGUUUAUCGUAUUACACCGAUCGAUUCAACCAUUUGUAGUGUUGAAUUACAUUUCAAUGAUUUUGAUGUGACCGAUAUGCGUAGUGAACUUCAACAAAAGCAACAAAAUGAUAAUGAUAAUGACAAUAAUGAACCACCUAAAGUGGAAAAAGAAUUUCAACAAUUAAUAGCAUCUCAUAAUAGCUGUUUAGAUAAUUAUCUUGAAUUUAAUAAUCGAAAACGUUAUUGCCAUAAUGAUUGGAAUAAUCGUAUGGAUAUUGUUGAUUUGGAUCCAAAUUAUGAAAAAGAUUUUGUAUUUAGACUUGUACUUGAUCGUGUGGUACAUUCAAGUGGUUUUAAUAUUAAAUAUAAACCGUUAUUCGAUACUUGUGAUAAAAUGAAGAUGAAAAAUAUGGAAAAUUUGGAAAAUAAAAAUAAUCAUUCAAUAGAUUCGUCAAUUGAAAUGUUAACAUCCAGUUCAUCAUCAUUACCGGUAUCGGAUAAUUAUUGUCAAAUACGUCAUAAUGAAUUGGAAUUUGAAAUUAAAAGUAAAAAUUAUCCACGAAAUUAUAGUAAUAAUUUAGAUUGUAUACAUUAUAUACAACGAUAUUCGGAUAAUAUUUGUGGUUUAGAAUUGAAAUUUUUACAUUUUGAUAUUGAAGAAUCAGAAGGUUGUGCAUAUGAUUUUUUCGAAAUUGAUGGUGAAAAUUUUUGUGGCCAUUUACCAAAUGGUUCACGGAAUAUAUUUCAUUUUGAUCAGGCUAUCAAAUCAAUAUCAUUUCAAACGGAUAGCCAGGUGAAUGGUCCUGGUUUUCAUAUUAAAAUACGACAAUUGGAUGAUUGUCGUAAUGCAUUUAUGCCAAUGGAAACUUCAAUUGGUGCGAUUAAUCAAGGUGGCCGACAACAAAAAUGCAGCAUCAUAUGGCAUGAACGUGAAGGAAAACUUAGUACGCUAAAAUAUCCGGAUCCAUAUCCAAAUGAUUUACUUUGUGCAUAUACUAUUGAACGAAAUCCAAACGGUCAUUAUUGUAGUAUUGAAAUGAAUUUUCUUGAUUUUAAUCUACAAAAUACACGUGAUUGUAAUUCGGAUUUUUUCGAAAUACAAAAUGAACGUUAUUGUGGCCAAUCAUUACAAAACAAACAAAAAUUAAUUCCAUUCAAUAAUAAUGGUUUCAUCAGAUUUUUAUUCAAAAGUGAUAGCAAUGAAAAUGGUAAAGGUUUUCUAUUGAAUUAUACACAGUUACCAUGUAAACAAAUGGUUAAUAAUAAUGAUGUUAUUAUGGAUUCAUUGGAAUCAUUAUCGAAAACGAUUCAUACGAAUGAAAAAACAACCAAUAAUAAUAUCAAUAAUAUUAUUAUGGAACCAUGUAUGCGAACAUAUCAGGAUAAAAAAUUUGAUCUAAUUAGUGAUCUAACUAAUGAUGGACUUUAUAAGGCAAAUCAAACAAGUCAAGAUUGUCAAUAUGAUUAUAUGGAAAUUGGUAGUGCCGUACGAUUAUGUGGUACAUUGAAUCAGGAAACCAGUAGGAUUUAUGUUUUUGAUAAAAAUGAAAUGAUUAUAAAUUUUCAUACGGAUUCAACUAAUGAACGUAAAGGUUAUCGAAUACAUACUGAACAAUUAGAAUGUCAAGGUGAUCGUAUUAUUCGUGAAAAUAAUGAUAAUCAUCUUAAUAAUAAUGAAGAUCAAAAAGAAGAAAGAUUACAAAGUUUAGAACAAUAUAAAUUUGAGCAGCAGCAACAAUUUGUACAACCACCAGCAACAGAUUCAAAUGAUACAACACAAUUAUUGUUGCAACAACAAGAAAAUAUAUUUCUUCAUCAAACAACAACUGCAUCCGAAUUUGAUAAUCCAUUAAUUUUGGAAAGAAAAUUUCAACAACAACAAUCAAAUCAUCAAUCACAUAAUAGUUUAUUAUGUUCAAAAACAUUUCGACAAAAAGAAUUUUUCAUACAUAGUCCAAAUUUUCCGGAUAAUUAUCCACCUGAUUUGGAUUGUCUUUUUAUGAUCAUACCGUUCAGUAUGGAUGUUUUAAAAUUUAAAACACCCGGUAUAAAUGUUUGUUUUCUUGAAGUACAUUUUAUUGAAUUUGAUUUACAAUCAAGUAUUGAUUGUAAAAAAGAUUAUUUAAGUUCAUUUCGACCACGAAAAGGAUUUAUGAUACAGGCCAGACAAAUUGAUUGUGAUACAUUAAUAUCGAAUCAUGAACCAUUGAAAAAUUAUCUAAAUCAAGAUCAUCAACAACAACAACAACGAAUAAUUUCAAGUUCAUCAGCUGAUAAUAAUAAUAAUAAUAAUUUUAUAUUUUUACCAUCAUUACCAUCAAUUUGUGAAAUUUGUGUAACCGAAGUAACUGGCCAUAUACAAUCAUAUGAUUAUCCAAAUUUUUAUCCACCAAAUGUAAAUUGUACAUAUCGUAUAACACCAUUACCGGAUAAUUGCCUGGCACAAUUACGUUUUAUUGAAUUUGAUUUUGAUUAUUCACAUGAAUGUAAUCAAGAUUAUUUAGAAAUAAAUGGAAUACGUUAUUGUGGUCAUCAGCUUAAAGAUGUUUCAAUGAUUUUGAUGAAUAAACGAAAAGAUGAUUUGACUAUACGUAUGAUGACUAGUAGUCGUGGUGCAAUGGUAAAACCAUCAUUUAAAGGAUUUCGUGCAAGCUAUACACAAUUACCGUGUUUAGUUGAUACACAAAUACCAUUACCACCACCACCACCACCACCAUCAUCGCCAUUAUCAAUAUCGAAUCAAAUAUCAAAUAUUCAAUCGGCAACAAAAUCUAUUGUCGUGGAAAAAUCCGCUUCAAUACCGAAAAAAACAUCAAUAAUCAAUGUACAAAAUGAACAAAUUUAUUGUGAUCAAACAUUUGAUGAUAAAAUGUUUGAAAUCAAAUCACCUGGUUAUCCAUAUCGUUAUUUUGAUCGUUUAGAUUGUUCAUAUUUGAUACGGAAAAAUAGUGCAAAUGUUUGUCGUUUGAAAGUAACAUUUACUUAUUUUAAUGUUGUUGGUGAAGAUGGUAAUUGUCGUGGUGAUUAUUUGGAUAUUUUUAAUACAAGAUUUUGUGGUGUUCUUGAUCAACAUACAUCGAAAGAGAUACCAUUUUUACAGGAAAAACUUUUAUUACAUUUUCAUUCGAAUCAACAACAAACGGCAAAUGGAUUUCAUCUGCAAUUAGAACAAGUUGAUUGUAUUCCUGGUCGGCCAGCUAUUCCACAUCAAAAAUCGAAUAUCAAUGAUGAUGUAUCAAAAUCAUCUGAUCAUUCUGGUGUUAUUUCAUCGAAAACAAAUUUAAAAAAAUUAAUUAAAUCAUCAAAUCGAAAACCAUCCACCACUACAAUUACUAAAAGUCCAUUUCUUUAUGAUGAUGAUGAAAUAAUUUCAGAAUUUAAUACUAGAAAUAGAGCUACUGUUAUGGAAUCACAUGUUAUUUAUGAAGAUUUGGACAAUAAUAAUCCAACAAAUCCGGAAAGAUUUCCAAUUCAACAACAACAACAACAUGAAGAACAACGUAAAAAAUAUCCCGUACGAUAUUAUAGUCCAAAUAUAACAGUAGUUAAUGAAGAUAAAGAUGUACAAAAGAAACUAAUGGACAACAAUGAUUAUUCAAUGAUGAUAAAAACAACAACAACAAUACGACCAUCACAACAGCGUCAUGAUGAUGAUGAUGAUUAUAUAACAAUAACAACGGCACCAAUGAUACAACCAAAACAACAACAACAAUAUGAUCGUCAAUCAACUAAAACAUCGAAUAAACUAUGUGAACAAACAUUUGUAGAUAAAAUCUAUUUUGAAUUAAAAAGUACAGAUUUACAAAUGAAUGAUGGUGGAGCAAUGUGUCAUCUACACAUACGAAAAGCAAAAACAAAUGUCUGUCAAUUGGAUAUAAUGUUUAUGAAAUAUAAUCUUAAUGAUAGUAGCUGUAAUCAUCAAUAUUUAUCAGUUGAUGGUGAAAAAAUUUGUGGAAAAAUUCAUGAAACAACAACAAAACGAUUCUGGUUUCAACGAUCAGAAAUCUAUUUAUUUGUCAAUCUAAUGGAUAUUGAUGAUCAUCAUCAUAUCGAUGAUAAUAAAUUUGAAAUUAAAUUUAGACAAGUUGAAUGUGCUACAAACAAUGUUGUUGAUCAUCAUCAUAUAUCACGGCCAAUAUCGAAUGAAAAUUCUGACGGCAAUCAAUUUCCGAUUAAAGGACAACAACAACAAUCAAUGAAAACAAAUCCAUUUAUAAAACAGCAACAACAACAUGUCAACGGCGAUAUUGUCGAACAAAUCGAUGAACAACAACAACAACAACAACAAUUAUCCGAUCACCAUUAUUAUAAUGGUAAUAAUAAACAAAAUGAAUGGAAAAUGCAUCAAACAGAUGAUCAUCAUAUGACCGUCAAACCAUUUCGAACAAUAUUGAGACAACAACAACAACAACAACAACAACAACAUAAUCCUAUUAAUGAAAAUUCAAAUAGAAUGGAAAAAAAUCAACAAAAAUCUUUACCACCAACAUCCGAAACAUCAUCAUUUAAUCCAUAUUGUGAUUUGAUUGAAAAUGAAAUGAAUUUUCAUAUUGAAAAUCCAAAUGAUUCGAAUUUUAAUACGAUUGAACGUUGUCGUUAUACAAUUCGUAAAGCUAAUAAUAAUGUAUGUGCUUUAGAUAUGAAAUUUCAAUUAUUUCAUCUAAAUGAAGCAAUAAAAUGUGAAGAUGAAUAUUUGGAAAUUGAUUCGAGCAGAAUAUGUGGAGCAUUUCCUGUGGGUCAUGAACGCCGUUAUCAUUUUAUGCCGAAUGAAUAUGAAAAAGUUAUAUAUUUUAUAUCGAGUAAAUCAUCAUCAAUGAAUCGUGGUAAAUUUCGUAUAAAUGUUGAACAAAUUGAUAAUGAUUGUGACAGACCUUUGCCAACAUUAAAGCCAACAUUAACAAUGCCCACUGUAUGUGAUAUAUCCGUAGGAAAUUAUCGUGGUCAUAUAAAAAGUCCAAAUUAUCCAGCAUCAUAUGGUGAUUAUACAAAAUGUGUAUAUAGAAUACAGGCUAUUGGUCAAGAAUAUUGUAAUGUUAAAUUGAAAAUUCAAGAUUUGGAUAUUGAAUCAUCAUCAUCAACCGAUAAUAGCCGUAUACAAUGUGAAAAAGAUUGGCUACAGAUUUCUGAUACAAAAAAAUUAUGUGGCAAUAAAUUCGAACAAAAUGAAUUUAUAAUACCAUUCGACAUGCAUAAUGGACAUAAAAUUGCAUUGAUCAAAUUUACAUCGGAUGCAUUUGGUAAUGGUCGUGGAUUUGAUAUUGAAUAUAAACAAGAAUUGUGUGAUGUAUCGGAUAAACAUCAGCGAACAUCAAAUCUUAUCAGUCCAGUUGGAAAGAAAGGUGGAGGAGGUGGUAGUGGUGGUGGUGGAGAAAGAGGAUCGUCAUCAUUAUUCAGGCCACCACAAAUUAAAUUAGUAAAGGGUGAUCCAUAUUCAUCAUCAUCAUCAUCAUCAUCUGGUUCUUCAUCAAUGCGUCCACAAUAUCCACCGAAUUAUGUAUCAAAAGCACAUAUGCUUAAAACAAUGGAUCGUAAAGAAUUUAUUAAAAUGAUGUUAAUGGCUGAACAGGAAAAAAUGAAAAUGAAAAUCAAUAAUAAAGAUGCUAAAGAAUCCUCAUCAACACCAUCACAGUUGUUGACAACAACAACAAUGAGCAGUAUGGAUAUUGAUGAUAAUAUACCAACAACAAUGAAUAGUGUUCCAGAGAAUACAAUCAUAUUCACAACAACAAUAUCAACGGAAGAUUCUACGGAAAAUUCAAAUACAAUAAUUACUACUGAACCUUCGGUUACGACGACAAUAACGACUGAUGUUACCUUGUAAAUAAUCUUAAAUUAUUUGAAUAUACAUUUUGGAAAAAUGAAUGGCAAUUUGUUUUGGAUUUUAGA
Messenger RNA from Dermatophagoides pteronyssinus (European house dust mite), 6182 nucleotides. RefSeq lists its product as uncharacterized. The record is from RefSeq and is a predicted model, not a curated record. Lineage: Eukaryota; Metazoa; Arthropoda; Arachnida; Sarcoptiformes; Pyroglyphidae.